UCGGCUGUAGGGUUUUCUACAAGCCACAUCCCAUAGGACUAGUACAGUACUGCAGAUUCAAGAACCUAGAGGAUUUUGGUACACAUUCUUCCAGGACAGAAGGACGUCUUUUGGGUUGCAAUACAUGCUUCUGAAAUUUUACGAGGAGACUAAGAUGAGGGGAGUCAUGAGGCUAUCUGUAUUAAAAGCUCUUGUUAUGUGCAUCGCCUGCGGAGCAAGUGGAUGGGUAGUGACCAAUUCAACUGACACUUUGUCAGAACCAAGCAAUUUCACUGACAUCGGCUCAGCUUUGAAGCAUCAUUUGGACUCUGUGAAUAUCCCCAAAACUAGACGGAGGCGAUACAUUUCCCAGGACGACAUGAUUGCUAUACUCGAUUACCACAAUAAAGUACGAGGCAACCAAGUCUUCCCACCUGCUUCAAACAUGGAGUACAUGGUGUGGGAUGAGAAUCUUGCGAAGUCAGCUGAAGUCUGGGCAGCCAUGUGCAUUUGGGAGCAUGGACCUCAAUAUCUCUUGAGAUUCUUGGGCCAGAACCUAUCUGUGAGAACCGGACGCUACCGAUCCAUUCUUCAGCUGGUGAAGCCCUGGUAUGAUGAAGUCAAUGACUAUGUUUUUCCGUACCCUCGUGACUGCAAUCCCAGGUGCCCUCUAAAAUGCUAUGGACCGAUGUGUACACAUUAUACCCAGAUGGUUUGGGCCACUUCAAAUCGAAUUGGCUGUGCAGUCAACACUUGUCAUAAUAUGAAUGUGUGGGGAUCAGUAUGGAGAAGAGCUACAUACUUGGUAUGCAAUUAUUCGCCAAAAGGGAAUUGGAUUGGAGAUGCUCCCUACAAAGUAGGCGUUCCUUGCUCAGCAUGUCCACCAAGUUAUGGAGGCUCAUGCAGCAACAACAUGUGCUUUCCAGGCGUCACCUCAAACUACCUGUAUUGGUUUAAAUAAGGCAUCCCAAAUUCAGCUCUUGAUGACAGAAAAAGGCAUUUAUCGUGAGGAUUUGCACAAAAAGUAUUUUGUAUAUAAAUUCCCAUUUGAACUGUGUUCAUCAUAUAGUUUAACUUUUUUUUUUUUUUUUAUUGAACCAGCAUAACCAGAUCCUGAUACAGCAUUAGAAAAUUGAUCAGAGAUUUACUUUAACCUGAUUGGUCAAUAUGAGGUCCCGAAUCUCUGGUAAAGGACCUUAAAUGUUAUCUUUCAAACUAUGUUUAAUCACUGUUCCAAAUCAAUCCGCAGAAAAUACGUACAGUAAAUAUAGUAUUCAUUUAUGCAAUUUACGUCUUUUCUGCUCAAUGAAAGAAAAUCUCUGUUGUAGUACACACUCUGAAUGUUGUUUUUCAAUGCAGACUAAAGUCUGCUUCCUUGCUAUCCUAUAUGUUCAAUCUAUCCAUUUCAAUUUGUGUUUGCUGGCAGUGGCAAUAUACAGUAUCAAAACAGGAAUAGCAACUAGUCUCCGGUUUGAAUGACAAAUUGUAGAAAUCAAACAACUGGAUGCAAACUGAUAACUUUCAGUAAGUUUAUUUAGCAUGUCACAACCACAACACAGACACGGUGCUCUCUUUUCUACCAAAGCCAGGAGGCUUUGAAUGCAUUUCAUGAACACACUGUGAACAAGUUACUGAACAAACAGCACGAUCAGCAUUAACACAUAUAAGCUACUAGAUAGUUUUAAUUACUAAAAGUAUUAUUAUUAUUAUUUUUUUGCUAAUCAAUUUUAGAACCUAAUUGUAACUUAAAUACUGAAACUUACACAAACCUGCACUCAAAUCCUAAUUAAAAAAAUAAAAAGUUACAGGUACUUCUAUUCUUUUACACAUUUUACAAACAGUUCACAGACCAUCUUCGCUUUUGUAUACGAGGUACCUGAACUGAAAAACAGCUCCAUAUAAGUAGAAGAUUUUUUAGCUGAGGUAUUAUUUAGGCUAUUAGAAAUAUCCAUGACGCAACGUCGUCCACCGCGAAGGAUAAUACAAUAUAUUUUGACCAGUUGUGUCUUUGUUUAGUAUUUGCUGUCCAAUAGAUGUGAAUUGAGUUUUCAAUACAGCAGGUCAAAAUGAAAAAGCCGGCACCUGCGCGGAUGUUCCAGCUGGCAUCUAUUAGAGGCUCGCUAUAGCUGAAUUGUUUUCUAAUGCUUAAUCUUAACCAGUUUAAGAUCAGCACAACCAGUGCUGGCAACAACUUGAAUUUAACAGGAUAGGCAGGGUACCACCUGCAGCAUACAAAAUGGUAAAAGGUGCUUUUGUACUUAUUUUUGAAAUACUGUAACCAGUUUAAAGCUAUUUAUUCUGCAUUCUUUCUUUAAGGGUACCCUGGAAUUGUAUUAUAAAAUAGGAUAAUCAAAACAGCACAUUUGUUCCUAUUAACGCUUUAAGUCCUAAUUAUCUGGAUAUGAAUGGUUCAUCUUCACAUCUCGAACUAUGCAGAAAUGAUAAAUAAAAAUAUAUAUAGGGGCAGUACUGUUAUCCUUAUGGUGCUUCUGUGUAUUUUUUUACUUAGUUUUUUUGUAACUGUUAUGUUCAAUAAUAUGUACACAUUUUAAAGUGUAAUUUUAAAUUAUUCUUAAAAUGAAUCAAAGCUAACUGUUUAGCUGGUUUUUUUUGUUGCAUAUAAUGUAUACUGUACUUUCUGGGUAUAAAAUGUAGGUCUGGUUCCUAUGGAGCUAGUGUUUGUAUAGUAGACUCUCGCUAAUCAAAACUAUUUGGGACUGUUCAGAUUAGUAAGUGUUCAGAGUAUUGAUUGUAAUCUGUACCAUACAAAAAAAAAACAAUCCUUGUUGAGUAUUUUUUAUGUACUGUAAUUGAUCAGCAGUAAUAAACAAUUUAAUUAAA
Messenger RNA from Acipenser ruthenus (sterlet), 2820 nucleotides. Its product is annotated as peptidase inhibitor 15-like. The transcript is spliced from 6 exons. The record is from RefSeq and is a predicted model, not a curated record. The coding region runs from base 125 to 940 and encodes 271 amino acids. Gene Ontology annotation, cellular component: extracellular region. NCBI's taxonomy places the organism in Eukaryota, Metazoa, Chordata, Actinopteri, Acipenseriformes, Acipenseridae.